CACCUAGCUGGCCCGGAAGUAUCCGAUUUAAAGAUGGCAAAGUUCUUUGCAUUGAAAAACUUCACUGCACUUUCCGAUCUUCAUCCAAAUAUGGCCAAUCUGAAAAUAAUCGGAAUAGUUAUUGGGAAAACAGAUGUCAAAGGCUUUCCAGACAGAAAAAAUAUUGGAUCAGAAAGAUACACUUUUAGUUUCACCAUUCGUGACUCGCCAAGUCACUUUGUGAAUGUAUCCUCCUGGGGCAGUGAGGACUACAUCCGCUCGCUGUCAGAGAGCUUCAGGGUUGCUGAGUGUGUGAUAAUUGAAAAUCCCCUGAUCCAAAGAAAGGAGACAGAAAGAGAAGAAAAGUUUAGCCCUGCAACUCCUAGCAACUAUAAACUAUUGCUCAGUGAGAAUCACUCAAUGGUAAAAGUUUGUUCCCCUUAUGAAGUGGAUACCAAGUUACUUUCUUUGAUACACUUGCCUGUUAAAGAAUCUGGAGAUUAUUAUUCAUUGGCUGACAUUGUUGCAAAUGGACACAGUCUUGAUGGGAGGAUUAUUAAUGUGCUUGCAGCUGUGAGAUCGGUUGGAGAAUCAAAAUACUUUACAACUUCAGACCGAAGAAAAGGCCAGAGAUGUGAAGUUAAACUCUUUGAUGAAACAGAACCUUCUUUCACAAUGACAUGUUGGGAUAAUGAAUCCAUUCUACUUGCACAGAGCUGGAUGCCACGAGAAACAGUAAUAUUUGCCUCUGAUGUGAGAAUAAAUUUUAACAAAUUUCAGAACUGCAUGGCAGCAACUGUAAUCUCAAAGACCAUUAUCACAGUGAAUCCAGAUACACCAGAAGCCAAUAUCCUACUGAAUUAUAUAAGAGAAAAUAAAGAGACAAAUGUAGCUGAUGAAAUUGACAGUUAUUUGAAAGAAUCCGUAAACUUAAACACAAUAGUUAAUGUCUAUACAGUGGAACAGUUAAAAGUAAAAGCUUUGAAAAGUGAAGGAAAAGCUGAUCCUUUCUAUGGCAUCCUUUAUGCUUACAUUUCUACAUUGAACAUUGAUGAUGAAACUACCAAAGUAGUUAGAAAUAGAUGUUCCAGCUGUGGUUAUAUUGUAAAUGAAGCCUCCAAUACUUGUACAACUUGCAACCAAGAUUCCUCCAGAUUUAAAUCUCUUUUUCUCAGUUUUGAUGUGCUAGUUGAUCUUACUGACCACACUGGAACACUCCAUUCCUGCAGUCUCUCGGGAAGUAUUGCUGAGGAAACUUUGGGAUGCACGAUAAAUGAGUUUCUCUCAAUGACAAGUGAACAGAAAACAAAGCUGAAGUGGCAACUUCUUUUGGAAAGAAGCAAAAUUUAUUUAAAAUUGAUUUUAUCACACAGAGCAAGGGGUGGACUGAAAGUUACCAUACUCUCCUGUAAGCUUGCAGAUCCUACUGAGGCAAGCAGGAACCUGGCUAGACAAGGACACACUUAAAACCAGAUUUUGCUCCAAAUUCUGGGAAAAUAUAGACAUUUAACUCUUACGAUGUAAUGUUAGCUUGAAAAUUAUGUGUAAAAUUACAUUUUGCCUAAAUGUGGUAAAAGUAUUUCUUAGAGUGCCACGGUUUCCUUCUCGAGUUAGCUCAGCCCCCUGGAAUACCAUUUCUAUUAACCUUACCCUGCCUUCUCUCACAUGGGGAAAUGUUUGCUUAUGUACAGAAAUAAACAUGCUUGGUCUUCCUC
This is a messenger RNA of Mus pahari (shrew mouse), 1694 nucleotides long. RefSeq names its product meiosis specific with OB-fold (gene Meiob). Gene Ontology annotation, biological process: resolution of meiotic recombination intermediates. Gene Ontology annotation, molecular function: single-stranded DNA 3'-5' DNA exonuclease activity; single-stranded DNA binding. The record is from RefSeq and is a predicted model, not a curated record. The transcript has 14 exons. Lineage: Eukaryota; Metazoa; Chordata; Mammalia; Rodentia; Muridae. The coding region runs from base 34 to 1446 and encodes 470 amino acids.